GUUUGAUGACUGUCGCGUUUCGGGCGUAAGGAUUCAACCAACACUUUGUAGAGCAACUAGACGGUCUUUAUUUGCGUCUCAUAUCUUCUAAACUCGCAGCCAUUCCACAUCACCGGAACACCCCCAACCCCAACUUCCUGUUUGGCCCUUCAGAAUAAAACAGCAGUACAAACACUUAACACCACAAUGACCAAGUUCAAUCGACUUCAAUUUCACUUUGUGUGCAAACGUUAGCUACAGGCUAGCUGGCUGUACAUUCAGUGAUGGAAUGCCCCUACUAGCUUAGUAUGGCCGUGGGCAGGGAUCACGUAUGUGCACAGAAGGGGCAAGAACAAAGAAAGGAGGUCUCUUGAAGCGGGUCGGGAGGAAGCCGUUCUCGCGUUUCCGGUGGCUGCCAAGUGCUGCGAGCUUGUCGCACUCUUAGGCGCUCACUGUCGGGACUGCUCUUGUGCUCUACGAGUUGUUCACUUGGUCCAGCACAAAUUUGCCGAGCAGCUUCCAUUCCGGAGCCUCUGCUCCAGCGUCCUCUGUGGCGACUUCAUCAGCCUCAGGACCCCAACAUUGGACACCCACCCGGGUCGCGAGGAUGAACCCCCAGUGUGCCCGCUGCGGGAAGGUUGUUUACCCCACAGAGAAAGUCAGCUGCCUGGACAAGAACUGGCACAAAGGCUGCUUCCACUGCGAGGUUUGCAAGAUGACCCUCAACAUGAAGAACUACAAAGGUUACGACAAGAAGCCCUACUGUAACGCACAUUAUCCCAAGACGUCCUUCACAAUUGUGGCCGACACGCCGGAGAACCUGCGACUGAGGCAGCAGAGCCAGCUGCAGAGCCAGGUGCAGUACAAGAAAGAUUUUGAGGAGAGCAAAGGUCGAGGCUUCAGCAUCGUGUCCGACACACCCGAGAUGCAACGACUGAGGCGCACUCAGGAACACAUCAGUAACGUAUGUACCGGAGGUCGAAACACGCGCACGCACACUGACGGUGAUUAUAAAAGGUCUGCACACCCAAAUGUCGUUUCAAAACCUUUUACUACGCUAAGGUGACCUGUAGAACUAAAUCAAAGUGAAUUUAACCUUGUCAAGAAGGGGAAAUAAAAAUAUAUAACUCAGAUCAUGUGGUUGCACAAGCGUGCACACCCUCCUAUAACUGGGGACCAUUUCUUUGCCAUAAAUUGUCCAAGUAGGCUUGGUUGUUUAUUUAUUUUUUUAUUUGGAGUUACUCAUUUGCUAACUGGGUAUGUGGCUACGUUCACGAUCAUAUUCAAACUAGAUAAAGUUCAGCUGUUCUAGUCGUCUUUUCUUCUCACAGUAAUGAUUGAAAAAGCCUUAAAAUUCCUUGUUGUGUAAUUUUGUUAAAUGUCACAAUGACAUGGGUUGUGUAGAUAUGGUUAUGCGUGGUGUGAAGGGGGAUGAAUGGAUGUGGUGCAAUUUUGUCAGUGAGCGCACACACACACAUACACACACGCACACGCCUUGAUUCUUCUAUGGGGACAAGAUGGAGGAAACGACGACAUCAUCUGAGGUGGAGCAUCAGCUAGAUUGUAAGUGAACUUUUUUUGGUCUUCUUAUUUUGAAUCACACUCAUUUAAAAGCCAACGCUUUCUGUCUUUGUCUUCUUCGCUCCUCAUUCGGACUGACACACGCCACUGUGAACUCCGAACUCGCCAGGAAGAGGCGGAAAGGGAGAAGGAGGAGGAAGCAGCGUGGGAGGAUGAGGAGGAGGAGGGCAGAGAAUGGUCCAAUGUUACGUAAGCGCUGUUUGCGCUUGUACAGAUGAAAAGCACUUUUGAUGUUCUGCUCUUACAUAAUAAUCAAACGAAUAAAUUAUUCAUUCCUGAA
Molecule: messenger RNA, 1840 nt
Organism: Syngnathus typhle (broad-nosed pipefish)
Lineage: Eukaryota; Metazoa; Chordata; Actinopteri; Syngnathiformes; Syngnathidae
Product: LIM zinc-binding domain-containing Nebulette-like
Exons: 4
Coding region: 587-1045 (152 amino acids)
Cellular component (GO): focal adhesion
Molecular function (GO): actin filament binding
Source: RefSeq, a predicted model, not a curated record